Messenger RNA from Lepus europaeus (European hare), 2033 nucleotides. RefSeq names its product complement factor I (gene CFI). Gene Ontology annotation, molecular function: protein binding; serine-type endopeptidase activity. The record is from RefSeq and is a predicted model, not a curated record. Gene Ontology annotation, biological process: proteolysis. Gene Ontology annotation, cellular component: membrane. NCBI's taxonomy places the organism in Eukaryota, Metazoa, Chordata, Mammalia, Lagomorpha, Leporidae. Bases 1 to 1839 code for a protein of 612 amino acids. The transcript is spliced from 14 exons.
AUGUGGUUGGAAAAACAUCUUCGGCAGAGACAGAUCCUGAACACCUCUAACAUGAAGUUUAUUCAUGUUCUUCUGUCACUUUUGUGCUUCUACUUAGGUUUUUACAGGGUCACUUCAACAUCAAAUGCAUCUCCAGAGGAUCUGGUGGAGAAGAAAUGUUUAACGAAAAAAUACACACAUCUCUCCUGCAGUAAAGUCUUUUGCCAGCCGUGGCAGAAAUGCAUUGAUGGAACCUGUGUUUGUAAACUCCCCUAUCAGUGCCCAAAGAACGGUACCUCAGUGUGUGCAACUAAUGGCAAAAGCUACCCAUCUUACUGUCACCAAAAGAGUUUUGAAUGUCUUCAUCCAGGGACAAAGUUUUUAAAUCAUGGAAAAUGCACACCUGAAGGAAAAUUCAAUGUUUCUUUGAAGUAUGGAAAUACAGACUCAGAGGGAAUUGUUGCAGUAAAACUUGUGGAACAAGAUAAGAGUAUGUUCAUAUGUAAGAGAAGCUGGAGCAUAAGGGAAGCCAACGUAGUCUGCUUUGACCUUGGAUUUCAACAAGGUGCUGUUGAUGUUCAAGGAAGAUUCCAUUUUCCUGAAAAUCUCCAUAUAAAUUCCACUGAAUGUCUGAAUGUGCGUUGUCAAGGAUUAGAGACCAGUUUGGCUGAAUGUACUUUUACUAAGAGAAGAAAUAAGGGUUACCAGAGUUUAGCUGGUGUGGUGUGUUUCACACAGAAUGCAGGUUCUCCAAAAAAUGAGUCCUUUCAAUGUGUGAAUGGGAAAAACAUUCCUUGGAAAAAGGCCUGUGAUGGUAUCAAUGAUUGUGGAGACCAAAGUGAUGAGCUGUGCUGUAAAGGGUGCCAAGGGAAAAGUUUCCUUUGCAAAUCGGGUGUUUGUAUUCCACACCAGCAUAUAUGCAAUAAUGAGUUGGACUGCAUUACAGGAGAAGAUGAAGUUGGCUGUGAAGAAGCUGACCAUCAUGCAGUUCAAGGCUUUUUAGCUGUGGCUCAAGAAGCAACAAAAAUUUUGGCUGUUGAUAUGGAUGCAGAAAGAAAACGGAUAAAAUCGUUAUUACCUAAGCUCUCCUGUGGAGUUAGAAAAAACUUGCAAACUCGAAGGAAACGAAUCGUGGGAGGAAAGCCAGCUCAAGUGGGGGAAUUUCCAUGGCAAGUGGCAAUUAAGCAUGACAAUAGAAUCAACUGUGGGGGAAUUUACAUUGGUGGCUGUUGGGUUCUGACUGCUGCACAUUGUGUCAGAGCCAAUAAAGCUCACCAGUACCAAAUAUGGACAGGAUUGCUAAAUUGGAUAGUACCGAACUCUGAGCUAAUAGUUGAAUUAGUGAAUAAAAUUAUUAUCCAUGAAAACUACAAUGGAACCACCUACCAAAAUGACAUAGCUUUGAUUGAAAUGAAAAAACGUCCAAGCCAAAAACAGUGUGAUCUCCCUAAUUCCGUACCUGCCUGCCUCCCCUGGUCUCCAUAUCUAUUUCAACCUAAUGAGAGAUGCAUCAUUUCUGGCUGGGGUCGAGAAAAAGAUAAUCAAAAAGUCUACUCACUUAGUUGGGGUGAAGUUAACCUUUUAAGCAACUGCUCUAAGUUUUAUGGAGAUCGCUUCUAUGAAAAAGAAAUGGAAUGUGCAGGUACAAAUGAUGGUUCCAUCGAUGCCUGUAAAGGAGACUCUGGAGGCCCCUUAGUCUGUAAGGAUAUCAACAAUGUGACCUACGUUUGGGGCAUUGUGAGUUGGGGUGAAAACUGUGGAAAACCAGAGUUCCCAGGUGUUUAUACCAAAGUGGCUAAUUAUUUUGACUGGAUUAGUUAUCAUGUGGGAAGGUCUCUUAUUUCUAGGUAUAAUAUAUAAGAUUGUGAUCUUCCUUUUUUGCCCUUUAUCUCUCAGGAGUUCCAUUUUAAUUGAAAGUAAGCUGUAUAAUCAGUGCUUCUGUAGGGGAAAAAUUGAAGCAAAUCUUAUCGGAUAUUUUAAAAUAUCUUUAUAGUGUUCAUGCUGUGUUGGAGUUUUACUGUACAGUUUUCAAAUAAAUAUUUUGAUCAAGCAUA